AUGAUUUCUCGACAACCUCUUUCUCCUCCGUCAUUGCUGGUCUCGAUUGGAAGCAUAAUAGCAGCAUUGGUACUUUCUUCUUCUAUUGUUGAAGCCAAUGAUGUCAGCGUAGUCAAUGUGAACAGCAACGCCAAUCGCUCAUUGCAAGGACAACCGUACGAAUACACCUCCGACCAUAUCGUCGCUCGUGCGUCUGCCAUUUCCAAGGAUUAUCAAACCAUUGUUUUUUUCUUGGCGCAAGACAACGGGGCGGGCCGGGAAAACGCUCGCGCCGUGUACCAAUUGGGAGCCUAUUGCCAAUCGUAUGCUACUCUAAUGCUGGAUGCUCCCUUGACGUCUGAAAUUCUGCAAGGAACCGAAGUUACGGGAACCAAUGCCAACGGCGAUUCCGUUUCGGGAAUUGUGCACAGUGGGGCCUUUAGCGGAGACGCGACUUUGGAAGUCAUGUAUCUGAUUCCAUCUGAUGGGAUUGCCAACCUUUGUUCUGUGGCUGGAAACCCUACUCCGCAAUAUGAGCAAUGCUUGAACACUAGUGGUGAAAUUUCUGUUUCUGGCGGUCCCACACUCACCUACUCCAAUUACGACUUGGACAAUGACACCGCCGCUGGACAAUCCAUACAAUCCAUGUCGAUGACCAUUUCCGGAGCCGGUACCCUCGGUUACCCCCGCAUUGGUACCUUUGCUUCUUACUAUGGUACCAACAGGUACGCCAAUGAAUUCAUCCAAGCGGCCUUUGACAAGGCCGACACUCAAUUUGACAGUGGCAAUGCCGAAUUCACCAAGUGGACUCAAUUUGGGACCAAAUCGUUUAUCACAGUAGCUACUCUCACCAUGUCAUCCUGGAUGCACAUUAUCAUUAAAAUGCAAGAUGCCGUCGAAGUCUGCAAGUCCUUGCCGCAAGGACAGAAGUCGGUCCAAGAGGUGCCCCUUUGGGACAAUGCCGUCGCCACCUACCGUGGCAUGGGCGGAGCGGCCGGUGGUACCAUGGGACAACUCUGGUAUCUCGCAGAUAAUUACUGUCAAAAGUUUGGAACCUGUCAAGAUGGUCCCGGUGGCAGUCAAGGGAUUGCGAAGGCCAAUUCCAAACUGUACGCUCAUUUCAAUGCUGGCAAGCAAGAUUUGUUGGAUGGCAAUUGUGAUUUGGCCGAAUCGUCUCUGGAUGCCGCUGCCACGACCAUGACCAUUCCCAUCAUUCAAGGAUUGUUGUACCAUGCCUACGAACUCGAUCUAUUCCAGGAACAACGAGAAAUCGUCCAAGGAGAAGCGGCUGCCUUUUUGCAUUCCCUUUUGCCACUGGUCCAUGCCUGCUCGGGAGGAAAUGCCGUCAUGAUCUACAACGAAAUCAAGGUGGGCAAUGGAAAGACGGCUAGCUUUGAAGCCAUCAAGACCUCCUUGGAAGGUACUUAUGAAUGUUUGGGUGUAAGUUGUGAAGAUAUUGGUGGAAUUGUCGACCUUGCCGAUCCUACCACGUACCUAGAGAAUGGAGCUCCCUGCGGUACCUUGAAUGUGGACGACCAAGAUGGUGAUGGUAUUCCGGACGUUGCUCCAGUGGUUCCUGCCAACCCUCAACCCAGCCCAACCCAAAGGCCUAGCUCAUUGCCAGGACAAGCCUACGAAUACACUUCGGAUCAUGUCAACUCGCGAACUGCGGCCAUUUCUAAAGACUUUGAGUCCAUUGCCCGUUUCUUGUCACAACAAACUGGAGCUGCCCGAGAAAGCGCUCGCGCCAUUUACCAAUUAGGAGCCUAUUGUCAGUCCUAUGCGACUUUGCAGUUGGAUGGUCCUUUGAAUUUUGAGAUUUCUCAAGGAACGGAGGUUACUGGAACCAAUAAUGGUCUCGGCCAAGUCAAUGCAGUACUUUAUAGGGAUGCAUUCCCUGGCGAUACGACUGUAGAGGUCAUGUACUUGAUUCCUUCUGAUGGAGUUACGAACAUUUGUUCUGUGGCAGGAAAUUCUUAUCGAUGUUUCAUGACUACUGGAGUGAUUGCCGUUGCUGGGGGCGGCGGACCGCUUUCCUAUACUGGAUACGAUGCUGAUGUGGAUACCGCCAAUGGUCUUUCUCUGCGGUCCAUGUCGAGCACCAUUUCAGAAGCCAGAACGCUUGGCUACCCUCGCAUUGGUACAUAUGCUGCCAACUAUGGUACCAACAAGUACGCUGAUGAAUUUAUUCGAGCUGCUUUUGGCAGAAUAGACACUGCCUUUGACAAUUUCAAUGCCGAAUUCACAAAGUUUUCUCAAUUUGGAACCAACAAAUUUAUCGAAGUUGCAACUCUAACCAUGAGCUCUUGGAUGCACAUUGUGAUUAAGAUGCAAGAUGCUAUCGAAAUCUGUAAAUCCUUGCCCAAUGGCCAAAAGUCAGUCGAACAAGUUCCUCAUUGGGACGAUGCAGUCGCCAUUUACCGUGGAUUGGGUGGUGGUGGAAGCACGGGACAGCUAUCCCAGUUGGCCAAUCAGUAUUGCGCAAGGUUUGGAACCUGUCAAGAUGGUACCGGUGGCACUCAAGGUAUUGCCAAAGCCAAUGCAAAAGUGUACGCUCAUUUCAAGGCCGGAAAACAAGACUUGUUGGAUGGAAGGUGCGAUUUGGUGGAAAAUUCUUUGGACGAAGUAGCCACUGCCAUGACCAUUCCAUUGAUUCAAGGAUUGUUGUAUCACGCGUAUGAACUCGAUCUAUUGAAGGAACAACGAGAAGUGGCUGAAGGAGCAGCGGCUGCCUUUUUGCAUUCUGUGCUUCCGUUACUGCAUGCUUGCUCGGAGGGGAUUGCAGUCAUGGUCUACAACCAAAUCAAGGUUGGCAAUGGCAAGACUGCUAGCUUUGAAAUUAUCAAGGCUAGUUUAGAAAGCCAAUAUGAAUGUUUGGGUGUAACUUGUGAGGAUAUUGGUGGAAUUAUGGACCUUAGUAACCCAAUUCAGUACCAAAGAAACAGUGGUACAUGCGUUACCUUUGACAUUGGCGAUGGCAUUCCAAACCCAGAACCCAGCCCAACUCUAAAGCCCACUUUGUAUCCUACUUCAGAUGAUAGUGACCCAACUGAUCCACCAUCCUCCCGAUUCAUUGAGUCUGAGGACUCAGCUGGCAGUGGUGUCAGCUACUGUCUUGGUCUUGCUAUUGGUCUUUCAUUUACAUUGCUAAUGUUGCUGAGAUAA
Cylindrotheca closterium is the source of this 3144-nucleotide messenger RNA. NCBI's taxonomy places the organism in Eukaryota, Bacillariophyta, Bacillariophyceae, Bacillariales, Bacillariaceae. The record is from the annotation of a GenBank genome assembly.